Molecule: messenger RNA, 1150 nt
Organism: Mangifera indica (mango)
Lineage: Eukaryota; Viridiplantae; Streptophyta; Magnoliopsida; Sapindales; Anacardiaceae
Product: putative axial regulator YABBY 2
Exons: 6
Coding region: 281-835 (184 amino acids)
Biological process (GO): cell fate commitment; multicellular organism development
Cellular component (GO): nucleus
Source: RefSeq, a predicted model, not a curated record
GAAAGCAAGAAUGGUUAGAGAUGGAUGGCUCCUACCCACUCAUUCUCUCAAUCAUAAAACAUUAUUAUUAUUAACCAAUUUCUCUCUCUUUCAUCCCUCUCCCACAUUACAACAAAAACACCCACUACCCCUCCUUCCCCACUUCACUUCUCUCACCCCUCUCAGUUUUUUGUACAAUUCUUUAAUUUUAUUAUAUUUUUUCUAAAUACCAUUACUACUCUUUCUUUCUUUCUUUCUUUCUUCUCCACCUUCUUGAUUUUCUCUUAGCUACCUCUCAAUUAUGUCAAUGGACUUGGCUUCCUCCGAACGUGUUUGUUAUGUUCAGUGCAACUUCUGCAACACCAUUUUAGCGGUAAGUGUUCCUUGUAACAGUUUGUUGAACAUUGUGACGGUGAGAUGCGGGCACUGUGCCAAUUUGCUAUCGGUAAACAUGGAAUCUUCACUUCAAACACUGCCUCUUCAAGAUCCUCAGUUGCAGAAGCAACACAUAUACGGUGAAGAUCAUUCAAAUAAGGAAUGUGGGUCGUCUUCGAAAUGCAAUAAGUUAUCUACUUUUGAGUCUACUGAGCGUGAAACACCUAGAACGCCUCCCAUUCGCCCCCCAGAGAAGAGACAACGAGUUCCUUCUGCAUAUAACAGGUUUAUCAAGGAGGAAAUCCAAAGGAUUAAGGCUAGUAAUCCAGACAUCAGCCACAGGGAAGCUUUCAGCACAGCAGCAAAAAAUUGGGCACAUUUUCCUCAUAUUCACUUUGGGCUAAAGCUGGAUGGCAACAAACAAGGAAAAUUGGACCAGGCAUUGACAGAGGGCACUCAGAAGUCUAAUGGAUUCUACUAAAAAGCAAAUGAGAUUAAUUAAUGUCCCCUGUGAGUGUGAGUUGUAGUAAUUUAAGUUAUUUGUAUGUAGAAUUACUGAAGAAGAAUGAUGAGACAGAUGAUGAAGAAGAAGAAGUCACCUAAUAUAACCAAAUAGGAUGACAUAUGUUAAAAAACCUUUUGUGAAGUUGUUAUGUGUGGUGUACGUUCAAUUCCUUUUCUAACACUUAAAGAAGAGAUUUCUAUUCUAGUGAUUGCUGGGUUUAUUAUAAAUGUCAUAAUUUGGGUGUUAUUUUAAGUGAAUAACAUUCUAUAGAGUGACGUGCAUUUGUUUUCA